CGAUUCCUUCCUUCCGCCCUCUUUAGCCUCUUUUGUCGCAAAAGGACGACGUCACCCUCUCCAAAAAGCCCCAUCCCAGAGCUGACCCUCCAAACCAAACCCCCAACACCCAACCCCACAGCAUCAUCCAUCCAACCGCCCCAACAUCAAGAACUAUGUUCAACACAAACGCAAAAUCAGGCCACAGGCGAACUCGCACGAAAGCGACAUUCGCUGCCUCAAAAAAGACAGAGGCUGCUCCAGAAGAGGAUACGCCCACGGUCAGGCAGAGAAUCGCAGAGGCGAGAAAGACGGGUGUACUGGACUUGAGGAGUCUCAAUCUGGGGAAAUUGCCGGUGGCCGCCGAGAAACUGAGUGAUCUGCUUGCUUUACUGAUCGGCCAGAAUCGGCUAACAUCCCUCCCCAACGGCCUCUCCACCCUCUUCCCCCGCCUGACCUACCUCGACGCCUCCGCCAACAAAAUCACCAGCAUCCCCUCCAGCAUCUCCGACCUCGACGACCUCGAGAUCCUCGACCUCGAAGACAACCCCGACAUCCCGCGCCAACUCCCCGCCUCUGUGCGCGCCUUGGUUGAAAUGGGCCGUCUGGCAGUCCUCACCGGCUCACCCUCCGUCACCGCCGAAGACGUCGAAGCCGGCGCCGAGGGGGAUGACACCAACGAUGACUCGGAGCUUUUCGAAUCCGAUGACGCCGGCACCGAAGAGAAAGGUACAGCCUGGCGUAAAGAAUACUACGACACCGACGACGAAGCCGAGGGCGAAGACGGGGGCUACUCUGACGAAGACGGGAGCGAAGACGCCGACAAUGCAUCCGAUAUCGCGGACAACCUCUCCGACCUCUCCCUCGAAUCCGUCGACGCGCCGCCUCCCCUCGCGGUAGACUCCCUCACCACCGAAUUCGCGCUGUUCACACACCGUGUCGAGGCACUGGAGAAUUCCACUAUCGAGAAUAAGUUGAAACGCGCGUGGAGGGCCGGCGACGCGAUCUUGGUACGAUACGUCGCGAAACGGUACGCGGCCGAUGCCGGGAAGGAGGUUACGCGCGGGGUCGUUGGCGGGAAAUCGGGACGGUCGUCGAGGCAGGUGUCGGAUGAGGAUGAUAACGCCGAGGAAGGGGGGAAACCGGUCAAGCCGUUGAGGGAUCGGAAUGCGAAGCGGCAGAUGGAGUAUGCGAGGAAGGAUAAGGAAAGGGCGGUCAAGAGGGAUGUGCAGGCGGGGAGGAGGAGUAAGGCGGGGGCGAUGCUUGAUGAUUGAUUUGAGACAGUGAGGGAAAGUUGUCUUUCUCACUUUGUCUUGCAUAUCUGUUUAUAAUCCCUGCGCUAAUCCCCCCCCCCCCCCC
Fimicolochytrium jonesii is the source of this 1338-nucleotide messenger RNA. RefSeq lists its product as uncharacterized. Bases 156 to 1253 code for a protein of 365 amino acids. The record is from RefSeq and is a predicted model, not a curated record. Lineage: Eukaryota; Fungi; Chytridiomycota; Chytridiomycetes; Spizellomycetales; Powellomycetaceae. Gene Ontology annotation, molecular function: protein binding. The transcript has 2 exons.